Messenger RNA from Penicillium brevicompactum, 3234 nucleotides. Its product is annotated as ubiquitin-ubiquitin ligase UFD2. The transcript is spliced from 5 exons. NCBI's taxonomy places the organism in Eukaryota, Fungi, Ascomycota, Eurotiomycetes, Eurotiales, Aspergillaceae. Gene Ontology annotation, molecular function: ubiquitin-ubiquitin ligase activity. Gene Ontology annotation, cellular component: nucleus; cytoplasm; ubiquitin ligase complex. The record is from RefSeq and is a predicted model, not a curated record. The coding region runs from base 1 to 3234 and encodes 1077 amino acids. Gene Ontology annotation, biological process: protein polyubiquitination.
AUGUCGGACACUCUCUCCGAUGCGGAUAAGAUUCGCAACAAGCGCCUAGCAAAGCUCUCAAACCCCAUCCAGACUUCCGGGGAUGGAGCUUCCGAUUCAGCACAUAGUUCGGCCCAAAGCUCCCCAGCACAAUCGCCCAUGUCCACACAGUCACCGUCAAGCUUUCACAAUGCGCCGGCUCCGCAGCAGUCAGAGGGUAAACGCAUAAAGAUCACACCUUCAGCAUCCACGCCAGAGCGAUCACGUUCCGCAGCCCCAUCUGCCCCUCCUUCCGCCCCAAGUACUCCCCCACCCCAGAAGAUCGAGACCAUCGAGACUUUUGAAGAUCGGACUUUGAGCGCAGUUUUCAGAUUGACACUCAAAGAGGAGGGCCAACGUGAUAUCCAUGGGAAGCGCACAUACUUGCCUGGCCUGCGGAGCGAAUUGCAGAAUGAGGGCCAGGACCUGCGUAUCAAGGUUUCGGCGCUAGACCAGGCCUUGCUGGAGGCUGCAUCAUUGGCUGAGAGACAGCGGCCCUUGGAUUAUUUGUUGCCAUGCUGGAAACGCAUCACGAAGCUGUCCAAGGGUCUGAGGCGUAGCGGAGAUGAUGACCCGAAGUAUCAGAUUUUGGUCGAGGCACGGCGCUUAUGCAUGAGUUAUUGUAUAUUCGCGAUAACCAUGCCCGAGAUGUUUGGGGGUGAAUGGUCCCAGGAUUCAUCGCUAGCAUCUUAUCUGCUUGUCGACCCGGAGGAUGACAAGGGAAUAGAUUUUGAAUUUAUUCAUGAAGCCGUCCGUCGAUUUGACGAGGACGAUACCAUCAAGCCCGCUUUCAUCUCGGCUGUUGAGCAGCUCAGUGCGCAGCUUGCUGAAAAGGACGUCAAUGAUGACUAUAAACCCUACGCUAUUGCUUUGCGGAAUCUUGUCCGCCAUGGAUCAAUUGCGGUAGCAAUCACGGAGUCGGAUCUCUUCAACCACUCCAAAGACCCCGCUCAAUUUGAGAAGGUCACCCUUCUGGGUCCUUGGUUCCGCUUGUCUCCUCUCCAAGCUAACGUGACCAUGACUUAUUUCUCCAGCCCUAAAACCCGUGAUCAGGGUUACAUUUCCAAUGCUCAGCGAUCACUUCGGAUGACACAGCAGAUGCUUAGCUCUGACUUACUCGAUGUCAUUAAUCACCUGAUUCGCGCCUCGAAAGAGGCUCGGGACCGAGUGCUAGACUGGUUUGCUGCUGCGAUGAACAUCAACCAUAAAAGACGUGCCAUGCAGGUUGAUCCCGAACAAGUAUCGUCUGAUGGCUUUAUGUUCAACAUCACAACCUGCCUCGACCAGCUCUGCGAGCCUUUCAUGGACGCGGCCUUUACUAAGAUUGACAGAAUUGAUGCGGAUUAUCUGCACCGAAACUCUCGGGUGGAUAUGCGGGACGAGACUAAGAUUAACGCUGACCAGCAUGCCUCUGAUGCUUUCUACUCAAAGAAGGUGGAUGGAACCUCGAAUUUCAUCACCGAGAUAUUUUUCCUGACGGUUGCCGCGCAUCACUACGGAAGUGAAUCUUUGACUUCUAAGAUGGAGCAGCUCGAGAAGGAUGUGCGACAGAUGGAGUCCACAAUCACUAAAUUCGAACUCGAGCGACACCGUUGGUUAAACAACCCGGUUCAGCUGCGCACAUUCGACCAGGCACUCAAGAAGUAUAAGGACAAGCUUGAUUUGGGAAUUGCUCUCAAAUACAGCCUCCAGGGUGUGUUGUUCGAUGACCAGUGGCAGGCACGUUCUAUGCUAUUUAUGCGGUACGUCACCGUGUGGCUUCUGAGGGUCGCAUCAGGCAAAAACUUCCCCAAGGAACAACUCAAGCUUCCUCUUCCAGAAACACAGCCAGAUAUCUUCCAAUGCCUGCCGGAGUAUUUCCUGGACGACAUUGUCAGCAAUUUCAAAUUCAUCAUGUGGUGCAUGCCACAGAUCAUAACUGCCACCCAGGGCGAUGAACUGGUCAUGCUGUGCAUCACGUUCCUUGAAAGCUCCGCCUAUAUCAAGAACCCCUACCUCAAGGCCGGUCUGAUCUCGAUCCUGUUCCGAGGCACCUGGAAACGCCCUGGUGGCGCCAGCGGUGUGUUGGUAGACCUGCUCAACUCGAUGCCGUUUGCCAACGAGCAUCUUCUCCAUUCCGUCAUGAAGUUCUACAUCGAGGCCGAGUUCACAGGAGCACACACUCAGUUCUACGAUAAGUUCAACAUUCGUUACGAGAUCUUCCAGAUCAUCAAGUGCAUCUGGCCAAACACCCUUUACCGCGAGAAGCUGUCCAUUCAAGCGAACCAGAACCUGGACUUUUUCGUUCGAUUUGUCAACCUUCUUCUCAACGACGUGACCUACGUGCUCGAUGAAUCAUUUGGCGCUUUCAAGACUAUUCACAGCACCCAGGCUGAGCUUAAAAACAACGGUGACACCAUGGACGACGCCACUCGCCAACAGCGACAAGAGCACCUCGCGUCAGCGCAGCGCAACGCAAAGAGCUACAUGCAGCUGACCAAUGAGACGGUCGCCAUGUUGAAGCUCUUUACCGAGGCGCUCGCCGAUUCUUUCACCAUGCCUGAGAUCGUGCAACGUCUCGCAGACAUGCUGGACUACAACUUGGACGCCAUGGUCGGCACCAAGAGUUUAAGCCUGCGCGUCGAGAACUUGCAGGAAUAUGGAUUCAACCCUCGUGCCCUUCUGAGUGAGAUCGUUGAUGUCUAUCUCAACCUGACUGGCAAAGAGAACUUCAUUCUGGCCGUUGCUCGUGAUGGUCGUUCUUACAAGCCAGCCAACUUUGACAAGGCAGCUGAAAUUAUUCGAAAGUGGUCGUUGAAGUCCCCCGAGCAGCUCCGCCGCUGGGCCCAGCUCCAGAAGAAGGUCGUUGCCGCGAAGGAAGCGGAUGAACAGGCGGAAGAGGAUCUCGGCGAAAUUCCCGAUGACUUCCUCGGUAGGGUCCCUGUCAUUAUCAACCCCGAACAAUUGCUGAUGAAUUUAGAUCCCCUUAUGUACACGCUCAUGGAAGAUCCAGUCAUCCUUCCUGGCUCACGGAUCUCGAUUGACCGUGCGACGAUUCAAGCUCAUCUCCUUAGCGACCCGCAUGACCCCUUCAACCGUGUCCCCCUGAAGAUGGAAGAUGUGGUUGCUGAUACCGAGCUCAAGGCCAAGAUCGAAGCCUUCAAGAACGAGAAAUUGGCUGGCAAACGCAGGGAAAUGGUACACCAACAGACUGACCAGAUGGACAUAUCAUCCUAG